This is a messenger RNA of Megalops cyprinoides (Indo-Pacific tarpon), 448 nucleotides long. RefSeq names its product 60S acidic ribosomal protein P2-like. The record is from RefSeq and is a predicted model, not a curated record. The transcript has 5 exons. Gene Ontology annotation, biological process: cytoplasmic translational elongation. NCBI's taxonomy places the organism in Eukaryota, Metazoa, Chordata, Actinopteri, Elopiformes, Megalopidae. Gene Ontology annotation, molecular function: structural constituent of ribosome. The coding region runs from base 61 to 405 and encodes 114 amino acids. Gene Ontology annotation, cellular component: ribosome; cytosolic large ribosomal subunit.
CUUUCUUUCUGCCUGAAUCUUGAGCCGUGCCGGCGUUUCGUGUCUUUUACAGGCUUAAAAAUGCGUUACGUGGCUGCUUACCUGCUUGCUGUGCUCGGUGGCAACGCUAGCCCCUCAUCCAAGGAUAUCAAAAGCAUCCUUGGCAGCGUUGGAAUUGAGGCCAAUGACGACUGCCUGAACAAGGUCAUCAGUGAAUUAAAUGGAAAAGAUGUUAAUGAAGUCAUGAAUGGAGGCCUGUCGAAGUUGGCCUCCGUGCCAGCAGGUGGUGCUGUAGCUGCUCCCUCAGCUGCAGGAGCUGCAGGUGCAGCGGCUGGGGAAGCUCCUGCCGCAGAAGAAAAGAAGGAAGAGAAGAAAGAGGAGUCUGAAGAAUCUGAUGAUGACAUGGGCUUUGGCCUCUUUGAUUAAUUUACUGAAUUUGAGGAAAGAAUCAAUAAAAAUGGUAAAAAAU